AAGAGGUGCCCCGUUGUCCAAACCAGACUCUUCCUAUGGUUUAUAAAGCUUUACGGAAAACGUACAUAACUCUUUUUUGUACAGUGACAACAAAAGAUUAGGAAGAAGACAAGUUCUGCCUAUGCAUGGCAUUUUACCAACCAAACCAAAACAAAACCAUUGUUCACUAAUAGAGACGCUUCGUUACCAAAACCCAUUUCAGAGUAUAGUGUUUUUCUUUAUCGGGUUCGGAAAAUUCGAAUGAUCGAUCAUACGAUACGUGUUUAGCUCAAAGACUAUUUUUUUGCUUUCUACUGUUUUAUAUUUGGUUUUUGGGAAGUAAGGAAGAGAUGGUGGUGUCAAAGAUAUGGAGGAGAGGAGUUCAUUACUUGCAGAAACGGAACGCCACAAGUGUUCCUUCUGAUUUGUUGGAAAAGGGUCAGAAUCGCGUUAUCGAUGCUUCUCUAACUCUCAUUCGCGAGAGGGCAAAGCUCAAGGGAGAAUUAGUGCGUGCUUUAGGUGGUUCUGUAGCAUCGGCCUCUCUUCUUGGAGUUCCAAUUGGACAUAACUCGUCCUUUUUACAAGGGCCUGCUUUUGCUCCUCCUCGCAUUAGAGAGGCCAUCUGGUGUGGUAGCACAAACUCAGCUACUGAAGAAGGGAAAGAAUUGAAAGACCCGAGGGUACUAACUGAUGUGGGUGAUGUUCCUGUCCAAGAAAUUCGUGAUUGCGGUGUGAGCGACGACAGGUUGAUGAGUGUCGUUAGUGAGUCUGUCAAGCUUGUAAUGGAAGAGGCUCCAUUGCGUCCAUUAGUGUUAGGUGGUGACCACUCAAUUUCAUUUCCUGUUGUAAGAGCUGUCUCUGAGAAGCUUGGGGGACCUGUGGAUAUUCUUCAUUUUGACGCACAUCCAGAUAUCUAUCAUGCUUUCGAAGGGAACAAAUAUUCACAUGCAUCAUCUUUUGCCCGAAUCAUGGAGGGUGGUUAUGCCCGGCGUCUUUUGCAGGUGGGAAUUAGAUCAAUAACGUCCGAAGGGCGUGAACAAGGCAAAAAAUUUGGUGUUGAGCAAUAUGAAAUGCGAACCUUCUCAAGAGAUCGUCACUUUCUCGAAAAUCUGAAACUUGGGGAAGGUGUGAAGGGUGUGUACAUAUCAAUAGAUGUAGAUUCUCUUGAUCCUGCUUUUGCUCCUGGAGUGUCUCACAUUGAGCCUGGUGGCCUUUCUUUUCGUGACAUUCUCAAUAUUCUCCACAACCUCAAAGGCGAUGUUGUUGGAGCAGAUGUGGUGGAAUUCAAUCCACAACGAGACACUGUUGAUGGGAUGACUGCAAUGGUUGCUGCUAAGCUUGUGAGAGAAUUGACUGCAAAGAUAUCAAAAUAAGAAAUGCCCCACAGAUUAUUGACAUGAAUGCGGUCUAUAAAACUGAAACAUAAGUUAUUUCUCAAUAUUUAGGCUAUGGCUAUGGAGGUGGUACUGUUGAUCUUUAAAGGUUUUGCCAUUUCAUUGUCGUGUCCAUCUUAUACAUGAAUAAACGAGACUUGUGCUUUUAGCUCAGUGUAAAGAAAUAACCAUUGAUAGAAUCCUAACAGUCAUUAUUAGGAG
Messenger RNA from Cannabis sativa, 1574 nucleotides. RefSeq names its product arginase 1, mitochondrial. Lineage: Eukaryota; Viridiplantae; Streptophyta; Magnoliopsida; Rosales; Cannabaceae. The coding region runs from base 330 to 1352 and encodes 340 amino acids. Gene Ontology annotation, molecular function: agmatinase activity; metal ion binding. The transcript has 6 exons. The record is from RefSeq and is a predicted model, not a curated record.